AUGGAGAUAAAGGUUGGAUUUUAAGGCGGGGGCAGCUACCGGAAAGACGUACUCUGGUUGGAAGGUGGAGUGCCCGCCCAGGCGAGUGCACCUUAUUCUGCACCCCUGCGCCCGCCUCGGGAACUGCACGCGGCACCCCCACCCGCGACUCCCACGCAGACGGUAGCGAGGCCUGCUGAGUUCUGCGGGCGGACGAGGCUAAUGGUUUGUUCCACCCCGCCCACACACAGGCAACCCCCUGGUUCCUGCGACGAUUCAGGGACUCUGCAGGAAGGGGUUUGCUUGGCCUUUGCCCUCAGACUUAAGGGUCGAUGGCAUUGUCUUUAA
Molecule: messenger RNA, 327 nt
Organism: Otolemur garnettii (small-eared galago)
Lineage: Eukaryota; Metazoa; Chordata; Mammalia; Primates; Galagidae
Gene: CUNH19orf73
Product: chromosome unknown C19orf73 homolog
Source: RefSeq, a predicted model, not a curated record